Ictidomys tridecemlineatus (thirteen-lined ground squirrel) is the source of this 696-nucleotide messenger RNA. NCBI's taxonomy places the organism in Eukaryota, Metazoa, Chordata, Mammalia, Rodentia, Sciuridae. The record is from RefSeq and is a predicted model, not a curated record.
AUGAGGAAGCUCAGUGAUCUCUUUGCCCCCCUACUCCAGGAGACUAAUAAGGAGCCCCCCCAGAUGGUGAAUCUAAUUGGCCAUCUCCCAGAAAGUUUAACAAAAACAGAUCAGGUUGCCCCUUUCAAAUUCUUUCAACCUCUUUCCCUUUCCCCUGGGGCUCUUUCUCAAGACUAUUCCUUUAGCUUAGAGCUAGGCAGCAAAGUGGAUAUCUCUGAAGGAGAGAGGAAGCCCAACUCUGCUGCUUAUGGUACUAUGAUCCCUCAGUGUGUCAAGGAGGAAGACGCCCCCCCAGAUAAUGACAGUGGCAUCUGUAUGAGCCCAGAGUCCGACCUGGGCUCUCCUCAGCAUAGCCCUUCCACCUCCAGAGGCUCUGCUAAUGUCAGCCUGCCAUCUCCAGAUGGCCCUUGUGGGUCUAACUGCCCCAAAGCUUAUGACCUUCCUGGAGAUAAAACGGUUAUAGCAAAAGUAAAAGGUAAGAAGAUGGAUAAAAAAUUGAAAAAAAAGGAGCAAACCAAGACAGCAGCUACUGGGUACUGCCAGAAGAAGAGGGAAGAACAGGAAGCUCUUACCGGUGAGUGUAAAGAGCUAGAAAACAAGAAUGAGGCUCUGAAAGAGAAGGCAGAUUCUCUGGCCAAGGAGAUCCAGUAUCUGAAAGAUUUGAUAGGAGAGGUCCGAAAGGCAAAGGGGAAAUAA